AUGGAUGCUACUUGUCCGGAAGAACAACUCAGCACUACAGCUUCGAUCGUUCUAUCUUUGUGGUUCUCAUUGUCUGGUUUAGCAGCUGUAGCUGGAAACGCAGUGGUAUUGUGGUUGUUCUACAAAAGCGAGUCAUUGCGAACAAUUUCCAACCGACUCCUAGCCUCGCUGUCGGUAGCAGAUCUUUUCGUUGGACUUGUUAUUGACCCAAUCUGGAUCGCCAGUUAUUGUCUUAUUCAGCCAUCAGCUGAUAGUGAUGUGUUCUUCUUCACAGACAUGCUCUGGGUUCACACGACUACCGCAACAACUUUUUGCUUGUGCUGUGUUUCUGUAGACCGAUUUAUUGCGAUUCGCUUUCCUUUCCGUUAUCAGGAAAUUAUAACAAAGAAAAGGUGCUACACAGUCAUUACUUUGGUAUGGUUAUUUUCAUUGGCACUUCCUUUCUCGAUGAUGUUAGUGAAUAACGACGAAGACGAUACAGCGUUGUGGUUAUCUCUUGCAUUUUUGAUAUAUGUUACUCCUUUAUUUGUGGUUUCUAUUAGUUAUAUUUUCAUGCUCAAAGAGGCCAGACACCAAUGUAGAAGAAUAGCACCCAGAAAUAAUUAUCUGAACCAUAAUAAUCGCAGAGUUCGUAUUGUGAAAAACUAUAAAGCUAUUAAAACAGUCGGUAUUGUUUUAGGUGUUUACGUUGUUUCAUGGAUGCCCAGUUUGAUCUUACUUUUAGUUCAAUGUUAUCAUUUGGUGGCAAAUAACCUCUGUGAAUCUGAUGAAAUAGACGCCGUUGUAUGGCCUUGGGUAGAGGCUAUCGCUUUUACCUCCUCUGCCAUUAAUCCAUUGAUAUACUACUUUCGGAAUAAAGAGUUUCGCCUCGCGUUCCGCCGCACCUUUCGAUGGUUACGCUAA
Pocillopora meandrina is the source of this 903-nucleotide messenger RNA. The record is from the annotation of a GenBank genome assembly. Lineage: Eukaryota; Metazoa; Cnidaria; Anthozoa; Scleractinia; Pocilloporidae.